Messenger RNA from Neoarius graeffei (lesser salmon catfish), 4241 nucleotides. It is a transcript of the gene traf5, whose product is annotated as Tnf receptor-associated factor 5. The transcript has 11 exons. The record is from RefSeq and is a predicted model, not a curated record. Bases 194 to 1846 code for a protein of 550 amino acids. Lineage: Eukaryota; Metazoa; Chordata; Actinopteri; Siluriformes; Ariidae. Gene Ontology annotation, biological process: regulation of canonical NF-kappaB signal transduction; protein K63-linked ubiquitination; positive regulation of JNK cascade. Gene Ontology annotation, molecular function: zinc ion binding; thioesterase binding. Gene Ontology annotation, cellular component: plasma membrane signaling receptor complex.
GUGUUCCUGCAGCGCCUGGUUGGGCGCGCGCGCGUGGAGGAAAGGGUUCAUUUCGGAGCGGCCGGGUUUGGCUCGUGACACACAGACCAGAGAGAGAGAGACACAGAGACACAGAGAGAGAGAGAGAGAGAGAGAGAGAGGACCGACACCGAGCUCGAGUCUCAUGUCUGUAGCUUGAGCGUCCUGGCCUGACAUGGCAGCUGAGGAGAACGAAUGCUCGAGCCUCCAGCUCUCCAAACAGAGCUCUGAUCCCGUGAGAUCGUGGGAGUUGGAGUCCUUCCUGACCAAUCACACACUCAGAUUCGUGUCCCGACUUGAUGAGCGCUACAUGUGCCCAGGCUGCAGUGGCGCCAUUCUUAACCCCCACCAGACAGGCUGCGGCCACAUCUUCUGUGCCAAGUGCAUAAGAAUGUUCAUUGAGAACAGCGACACAUCCAAAUGUCCCUUAGAUGGCAUUUUGAUCAAGUCAGAAGAGGUUUUUCAAGACAACUGCUGUAAAAGAGAACUACUAAAUCUCGAAGUUUACUGUAGCAACACUCCAGACUGCACACAAAAGGUUGCUCUGUGUAAUUUGCAGAAACACCUAAAGCUGUGUCAGUAUGAAACCCUGCAAUGCUCCAACCCAGGUUGCACUGACAUCCUGUUACGCAAGAAUUUACCAGACCACCAGCAAAGCCUCUGUUCCUUUCGCACAGAAUUCUGUCGCUACUGCACCAAGCCGUACCCCGUUACCCAGCUCCCGGAGCAUGAAAAGAUGUCGUGUCCUGAAGCUGAAGUUCAGUGUCCCGAUAACUGCUCUCAGAUGGUUAAGAGGCACAAGCUCAAAGGACAUGUCGAUGAGUGUCCAGAGGUGGAGACAGACUGCAUCUUUAAGCAAUAUGGCUGCACAGUCCGAGAUAAAAGAAGCAAAGUGAAAGUCCAUGAAUACACUGAAUUUAGCCACCAUGUGCUGCUUGUACUGGAGAGCAACAGCAAGCUCGCUAAACAGGUAGAUCAGCUACAGCAUGACUUGGCCCUCCAGGAGAGGGAGUUGAAGGAGAGGAACUUGCUUGUUGCUAAUCUUAACAGAGAGGUGAACAAGUGUGAUAACACGUUUUCUGCCAUCCAGAGGUCGGUGGUGGAGCAGAGGGAGUGUGUCUCCAGUGUUAAACAGGAGCUGCAGGAGCUCCGCAGUGUUCUGGAUGCCGAGUUGGCUAAAGAAGAGCUGAGCGCCCUCCGAGUUUCACUCGAUUCUCUCAGGCAGCAGGUGGCAAUGAUGCAGAGCCUCAGAGAUCACCUGGGAGCUUUAGGGCAGACGUGUCAGCGUCACACUCGACUCCUGGACAUCCAUGUGGAGCAGCUGCAGUGCAAUGAGCAGCGUUUUCGCCAGCUUGAGUCCACGUCGUAUGAUGGGAAGCUCAUCUGGAAGUUUCAUGACUACCAGCGCAGAAAAGACGCCGGUGCGCCGCUCACCUCGCCACCUUUCUACACCGGCCGCAGCGGUUACAAGCUGAGUGUCCGCGUGUAUCCGGAUGGGGACGGAAGUGCUCGGGGCACGCACCUCUCCCUCUAUGUCAUGGUGAUGAGAGGUGACUUUGACUCGCUGCUGCCGUGGCCAUUCCGCCAGAGCAUCACGCUGACCGUGCUGGACCAGAGCGGCUCACGCAACCACAUCAACUGCAGCUUCACCCCCGACACCAACAAAGAGAGUUUCCGCAGACCCACAGCCGACAGCAACGCCGCUUUAGGGUUCUCGCGCUUCAUCUCUCACACUGAUCUGGAAGGUCCCCGAAACGCAGUCUACAUACGAGAUGACACACUGUUCAUCAAAGUCAAGGUGGACACAACAGGGUUGGAGGAUCUGUAGAGCAUCCAGGGAGAACGGAUCAAGUAAAGCUGGCCUUUAUAAGAUUGUUUCAGGAUAUGAGUACAUAUAGUCAACUCCAAAAUUAAUGCCACCCUUCAUGACAAUGUCCAAAGACGACUACCACCUGUAAUGAGUGUUAAACACUGGUUUCAAAAUAAUUGGCACCCCAAUAAUUAAUACUUGGUGAAUCCUCUCUCAGAGAGAAUAACAGAGCAAAGAGAAUCUGGAUCAUUCCAUCAUGCACCACAGUUAAAGAUUUUAUUUAUUUAUUUUUUUAAUAUGCUUAGGUUUGUAUAUGUGGACAUCAUCUUCAAUUCAGAUUACAGUCUUUAAUGGGGUUCAAAUCCAAGCACCAUUUUUCGGCAGUAGAGAUGGGUUUUUGAUUUGGUUCCCUAACAAUCUAUGUUGAUAUGGAAGCCAUUAUCUUGUUGCUUUGACCUCCUGGCAGAGCCAACCAUGUUUUGGGCUAACAUAUUCAGUUACUACAGAAUUCAAAGACGCCUUAAAUCUUUACAAGCGCCACUCCCAUAUUUUACAUUGGGCUAUCAAGAGCUUUUUCAUGUUUUUCCUUGUCUCAUUUUUUGCCAAAUAUACAGAUAGGGUGUGUGGUCAGAAGGUUGGACUCCAAUGCAUCUAAACAGCUUACUGAUACGGAGAUGGUGUCUACUAGCUGAUUUUGAAGCCUUACAAUCCCAAAUUUUCCCUAUGAUGACCAAUUAUUUUUAUAUGCGAAAUGUCUUGUUGAUACGCAGAGGAAAAAGAACUUGGUCAAAAAUAAGAGUUCCUGGAGACUGAAAGCAUUUUUUUUCCCCCGCGUGAUUUUUAUUUAGGGCGGCACGGUUGUGUAGUGGUUAGCGCUGUCGCCUCACAGCAAGAAGGUCCGGGUUCGAGCCCCGUGGCCGGCGAGGGCCUUUCUAUGUGGAGUUUGCAUGUUCUCGCCGUGUCCAUGUGGGCUUCCUCCGGGUGCUCCGGUUUCCCCCACAGUCCAAAGACAUGCAGGUUAGGUUAACUGGUGACUCUAAAUUGACCGUAGGUGUGAAUGUGAGUGUGAAUGGUUGUCUGUGUCUAUGUGUCAGCCCUGUGAUGACCUGGUGACUUGUCCAGGGUGUACCCCGCCUUUCGCCCGUAGUCAGCUGGGAUAGGCUCCAGCUUGCCUGCGACCCUGUAGAACAGGAUAAAGCGGCUAGAGAUAAUGAGAUGAGAUUUUUAUUUUUUUUAGUUUUCAAUGCUAGGUGCAAAUAAUUUUGACAUACACAGUAUGGUGCAAAAGUCUUAGGUGGCCUUUUUUUCAUACAAACUUUGUUAUAGAUUUCUAUUACGUUAUCAAGUCAGUACAGUUGGUCAAGUUCAAUGCCCGAACCGAUGAUCACAUCAUCAGUUUUUCAUUGGCUAAUCAGACACAAGGUACGCCACCACUCUUGCCAGAGCAGUUGGGGAUUAGGUGCCUUGCUCAAGGGCACUUAAACCAGUCCUGCUGGUCCAGGGAAUUGAACCAGCAACCUUUUGGUCCCAAAGCUGUUCCUCUAACCAUUAGGCCAUGGCUUCCCCUUGUCAGUACAAAAAACAUUUUAGGAGCUCCAAGUGUUUGUUUUCCAGCACAAAAUUAAAUGCUACAGAAAAAAAUGUUUGUAACUGAGCAGCGUAUUACAUAAGAGCGCACUUUUCAGAUUAAAAAAGAAAACAUAAUGAAGGCUGCUGGGUUUUGGUGCAAAAUGAAGACGCGAGUGUGACAGUCAAAGUGUCCAGAAGACCUGUGGCUGGUUCUGUAAGAUGCUCAGUAAAACCUACAGCUCAUUUCUGCUUAAAACUGCACUCACUGGACCUGAGACGACUAUUUUUUUUUUUUUUAAAGCAAAGGGUCGUCUCACAUCAAAUAUUGACUUUGUUUCAUUUAUUAUGGCUUACUGCUGUUUAUAAUAUUUUUUUUAAUGUUGAAACAUUUUAUUUCAUUAUUUUUAAGCCAUUUUUGGUCCACAGCGUUUCUUUACACAUGCCUAAGACUUUUGCACAGUACUGUGUAUAUCGGAGAGAUUUUUUUUAAACCUGUUUUACUGGAGGAAAGCUAAACAUUUUCCCUUGAUUCACUGGAAAUAUCGAUUUCAUUGUGUUACACAUUUUAUAAUUAACGUUUAAUGUCUCCCCGAUUCUCUUGAAGGGGGCCUGUAAUUCCAGAGCAUUUAUUUAAGUUAUUUUCAGCUGCAGAUUAUUUUUUUUUUUUAUUGUGAAUUUGCCCCAAAAAAUGAGGAAAUAACUCUGAGGAGAAGCUGAGACACUGUCGAUGAGUCUGGUUUCUAAAAGACUUUGUAUUUUUAUUUUUAUACGUGGUCAUAGUUGUUCAAAAUGAUGUGUAUGAUUUUCUUAAAUAAAGAUCUGGUGCAUUUUCACCCGUUUGAAA